Candoia aspera is the source of this 2970-nucleotide messenger RNA. RefSeq names its product melanophilin (gene MLPH). NCBI's taxonomy places the organism in Eukaryota, Metazoa, Chordata, Lepidosauria, Squamata, Candoiidae. The transcript is spliced from 16 exons. Gene Ontology annotation, cellular component: cortical actin cytoskeleton. The record is from RefSeq and is a predicted model, not a curated record. Gene Ontology annotation, biological process: intracellular protein transport. Gene Ontology annotation, molecular function: myosin binding; actin binding; small GTPase binding. Bases 146 to 1936 code for a protein of 596 amino acids.
GAGCCUAAUGUGGAAAGCAUGUGAUAAAGACAUUUUGUGUGCUACCCCCUCCUCGGGCAGGAUUUACACCAGGGCAGAGACAGAGGUCUGAACAACACCCAGCCAGCAGAGUUAUCACCAGUUUUAGGGGUUCUGCUUUCUAAAAAUGGGAAAGAAACUCGACCUUUCCAGAUUAACAGAUGAAGAGGCCAAACAUGUGUGGGAAGUGGUUCAGCGGGACUUUGAUCUGCGCAAAAAAGAGGAAGAGCGUUUAGAGGAGCUGAAAAGCAAAAUUGAAAAAGAAAGCACAAAGCGGGAGCUUUUGUCCAGUCAGUCCCACCUCAACGAAACGCUCUGUAUCCACUGUCUGCAGCCCUUUAAGUUCCUACUAAACGGCAGACGCCAGUGCUUGGACUGUCACUUGUACAUAUGUAAAAGUUGCAGCCAGUACAACAAAAAGGAGCAAGGUUGGGUGUGUGACCUGUGCCGCCUGUCUAGGAUUGUCAAGACUGGAUCUCUGAAAUGGUAUUAUGAACAUGUAAGAACUCGUUUCAAGCAUUUUGGAAGUGCUAAGGUGAUGCGAUCUCUCUAUGGAAGGAUGCCACAUGGACAGAAAAUGAAUCCUGCUUUGCUUGGUCCUCAUGGCAGAGUACACAGCUUGCCAGAUGUCACCAGUGAUUAUCACCUGUACAGGAAUGAUGAGAGUGAGGAGGGGGAGACCAGUGAUGAUAUAGACGGAGCGGAAGCUGAGUGUUAUACCAGGAUGCGCAAGACAAGGCGCCUACUUUCUGUCCAUCCCUUUGAUUUUGAAACCGACUCAGAAUAUUCUGCCCAAUCUCGCCGUCAAUCUGUCCAGCUUUCUUCAGGUCCUGGGAAAGAAGGCUUUCAGAGUCCUGAAGAUUUUCCAAAUGGUGAGGAAGCCUCUUUGCAGAAGGACUCGAUGAUAGCUGAAGCAGACUUGGCUGCUGUCUUCCAUCGUAUCUUGCAAGAGCAGGGGCAGCACACGUCUCUUCCAGAACAGGAAUUCAGCACAGAGGUCCAGUUUACAGGCAACUCGCAUACCAAAAACCUGGAAAGAAUCCCCAGGGCUGGCAGUCCAUGGAACGUGCAGCCCCAACCCCAGUACUCAGCUGAGCUGGGUACUUCUGGUGAAGAUGAAAAAGGGGCUCAAGAAAUCCUCAUCUAUCAGCCACAGUACACAAAACCCAGGAGCCAAACAUCCACACAGGAAGAUGUAAAUCACCCUGGAAAUCAGAUGCUUGAACUGAACAAACGCAUCUCUGUUAUUGAGUGCAUGCUCAGCCGCCUUGAGGAAAAAAUCCUAGUUCACUCUGAGAAGCCCCUGGCCAUUGAGCCCCACAUUGAUUGUAACACAGAAGGGAAGGAACUGAAGAGAAAAUUAGAAGGAAGUAACAUAACUGAAAAGGCUGUUUCUUCUGAUGAAGAAAAUGCAGGAAAGAAGACUGGAGAAUCCAAACAAGAAAUGAGCUCAUCCAACGAUGACCUUCCUGCUGAUGCUAAGGAGGUGCCUAUUCCUGUGGAGAAGGUCUAUGGAUUGCAGAAAAGACUAAGAGACUUAGGCGACCAAGCCCAUCACAGUGCAACAACAGACUCAGAACUGUCUGAGCUGGAAGACAAAUUGGCAUCUGAUAUGGCUGAAGUGCAACCCAGAGCGACUGAGGUAUCUGAUAUAGAAUCCCGAAUCGCUGCACUGAGCGCUGCUGGGCUGACAGUCAAACCAGUGGAAAGGCCUAAGAAAAAAAGAAGCAUCCAGGUCAUGUCUAUGCCGCAUGUGUUGAGGAGGAAAUUCAAUAUUUCCCAUGAAACUGCAAGCAAUGCUGAAUCUUUUGCUCGGAACUCCUAUUACAGAGGUUCACUGACACAGCGAAAUCCAAAUGGAAGAAACAGAAAAGCAGAUCACAUCUUUGCGAAACCUGUGAUGACCCAUCGGUCUUGAAAACAGUGGAAUCUUCUGAGACCGAUACUGCAAGAUCUUGGCUCAAAGUUUCAUCCUGGUUGCUUUUCUCCCAUCUGCCUGUCUACUUGUUCCAUGAAAGAAGGAAAACGAAAAUGAUUCUCUCAGCAAGAAUCCUCUGGAAUUGAGGCUCUCACUUCUCUAGCAGAGCAGCCAACUUAUGAGACAACUUAUGCUAUGGAGUCCCUUCCUCAACUCCUUCCUUAGUUACCAAUUCACAUAUUUUAAACAGAACUUGGGCUCAAGCAUUUUUCUUCUUCAUCCACUCCUUAAAAUAUGUUUAUAUUCUAUAUGGCCAAGUGGAUUAAAGGCAUGUUUUCCAGGCCACUAAGCCCCUCAUUUAGCUUUGUUGGUCCCGUGUAUACAUCCUCUAGUUUCAGUGCUUGGAACUGUCCAGGAUUCAUGUUAUGCUGCUAAUUACUAAAUGAUUGUGUGAUAAGGAGAAGGAUUUGAUUGUUUAAUUUUUGAUGCUGAAAAAUCAAUAAUUCCUGCAGGUAGCUUGUACUCUUUUAAUUAAAUCUUUGUGUUCUAAUUGCAAAAAUAGAUUCAGUAACACUGUUUAAGACUAAUUCAUUAGCAUAAUAAAUGGAUAGCUGCAAUUUUGUCUAGUGCAACUAAUUCUGUUGACCCACUGGAUUAUAGUCCCUGGAAAUUUAUGCCACUAUAGACUUCCCUCAUUUUAUGCUAGGAUUAUGUUCCCAAAACCUUGCAUAAAGCAAAUUUGCAUAAAUUAAUAACCAGUGGAAAAAAGUAAAUUGCUGAGUAUGGUGGCAAAUUUUGUAACCCAAAUGCAUUGUAGAGAGUAAGGAAGAUAACCUUGACAGAGAUACGCAAGAUCUGUGGCCCAGGAAAAAGGGGCUGAAGCAUUUUUAAAGUCCAGAGCGAGAUAAGAUUGGGCAGUGGCUCAGGCAGACGCCUCCCUAUUUCUCUGAAUUUUAAGGAGGAGGAGGAGGCACAGCACUAUCAGACUUGCAAGAUUUUAUUACAGUCAAUCUCAAUAAAGUAUAGUUCUGGUC